Messenger RNA from Lutra lutra (Eurasian river otter), 5035 nucleotides. It is a transcript of the gene IRF2BP2, whose product is annotated as interferon regulatory factor 2 binding protein 2. The record is from RefSeq and is a predicted model, not a curated record. NCBI's taxonomy places the organism in Eukaryota, Metazoa, Chordata, Mammalia, Carnivora, Mustelidae. Gene Ontology annotation, biological process: regulation of transcription by RNA polymerase II. Gene Ontology annotation, molecular function: transcription corepressor activity. The transcript has 2 exons. Gene Ontology annotation, cellular component: nucleus. The coding region runs from base 247 to 2007 and encodes 586 amino acids.
CGGCUGCAGCCCCUCGCCCCGCGCCCGCCGCCCCUCGUGCCCCGGGGGCGCUGCGCGGGCGCCGAGCCUUCGCGGGCUUUGCCGCCGCCGCCGCCGCCGCCUCUGCGGCCGCCGCCGCCGCUGGUGGGGGAGACGCGGGGUUGGGGGGGGAGGAGGGCGCGCGUGGUGCCGGCGGGGAGCGGCGGCGCCCCCUCCUCCUCCGCCUCCUCCUCCUCCUCCACCUCCAGCGCCGCGGGCUCCUCGGACAUGGCCGCGGCGGUGGCGGUGGCGGCCGCGUCCCGGCGGCAGUCGUGCUACCUGUGUGACCUGCCCCGCAUGCCCUGGGCCAUGAUCUGGGACUUCACCGAGCCCGUGUGCCGCGGCUGCGUCAACUACGAGGGCGCCGAUCGCGUCGAGUUCGUCAUCGAGACGGCGCGGCAGCUCAAGCGGGCGCACGGCUGCUUCCCUGAGGGCCGCUCCCCGCCCGGCGCCGCGACCCCAGCCGCCACCAAGCCGCCGCCGCUCUCGGCCAAGGACAUCCUCCUGCAGCAGCAGCAGCUGGGCCACGGCGGCCCCGAGGCCGCCCCGCGCGCCCCGCAGGCCCUGGAGCGCUACCCCCUGGCGGCCGCCGCCGAGCGGCCCCCGCGCCUCGGCUCCGACUUUGGCGGCAGCCGCCCGGCCGCGGGCCUGGCCCAGCCGCCGACGCCGCAGCCGCCGCCCGUGAACGGCAUCCUGGUGCCCAACGGCUUCUCCAAGCUGGAGGAGCCCCCGGAGCUGAACCGCCAGAGCCCGAACCCGCGGCGCGGGCACGCCGUGCCGCCUACCCUGGUGCCGCUCAUGAACGGCUCGGCCACGCCGCUCCCCGCCGCACUCGGCCUCAGCGGCCGCGCCGCCGCCUCGCUGGCCGCCGUGUCCGGGGCCGCGGCCGCCGGCCUGGGCUCGGCGCAGCCCGCCGAACUGAGCUCGCACAAGCGUCCUGCGUCCGUGUCCAGCAGCGCGGCCGUGGAGCACGAGCAGCGCGAGGCGGCGGCCAAGGAGAAGCAGCCGCCGCCGCCCUCGCAUCGCGGCGCGGCCGACAGCCUGGCCACCGCGGCCGGCGCCGCCGAGCUGGGCGCCGAGGGCGCGAGCAAAGGCCGCGGGCCGGGAGAGCAGGACUGGGUCAACCGGCCCAAGACCGUGCGAGACACGCUGCUGGCGCUGCACCAGCACGGCCACUCGGGGCCCUUCGAGAGCAAGUUUAAGAAGGAGCCGGCCCUGACUGCAGGCAGGUUGUUGGGUUUCGAGGCCAACGGGGCCAACGGGUCUAAAGCAGUUGCAAGAACAGCAAGAAAAAGAAAGCCUUCUCCAGAACCAGAAGGUGAAGUUGGGCCCCCUAAGAUCAACGGAGAGGCACAGCCAUGGCUGUCCGCACCCACAGAAGGGCUCAAGAUCCCCAUUACUCCUACAUCCUCUUUUGUGUCUCCACCACCACCCACUGCCUCACCUCAUUCCAACCGGACCACACCGCCUGAAGCGGCUCAGAACGGCCAGUCGCCCAUGGCGGCCCUGAUCUUAGUAGCAGACAAUGCAGGGGGCAGUCAUGCCUCGAAAGAUGCCAACCAGGUUCACUCCACUACCAGGAGGAAUAGCAGCAGUCCACCUUCUCCGUCCUCUAUGAACCAAAGAAGGCUAGGCCCCAGAGAGGUGGGGGGCCAGGGGGCCGGCAGCACAGGAGGACUGGAGCCAGUGCAUCCUGCCAGCCUCCCAGACUCUUCUCUGGCAGCCAGCGCCCCUCUAUGCUGCACCCUCUGCCACGAGCGGCUGGAGGACACCCACUUUGUGCAGUGCCCGUCUGUCCCUUCGCACAAGUUCUGCUUCCCUUGCUCCAGACAAAGCAUCAAACAGCAGGGAGCUAGUGGAGAGGUCUAUUGUCCCAGUGGGGAAAAAUGCCCUCUUGUGGGCUCCAAUGUCCCCUGGGCCUUUAUGCAAGGGGAAAUUGCAACCAUCCUUGCUGGAGAUGUGAAAGUGAAAAAAGAGAGAGACUCGUGACUUUCCGGUUUCAGAAAAACCCAGUGAUUACCCUUAACUAAAACUGCUUGAAUUGUGUAUAUAUCUCCAUAUAUAUAUAUAUAUACACAUAUAUAUAUAUAUAUGUAUACUCACACACACACACACACACACUCACACACACACACACACACAUAUAUAUAUAUAUAUACAUAUAUAUAUAUAUCCAAGACAAGGGAAAUGUAGACUUCAUAAACAUGGCUGUAUAAUUUUGAUUUUUUUGAAUACAUUGUGUUUCUAUAUUUUUUUUGACGACAAAAGGUAUGUACUUAUAAAGGCAUUUUCUUCUUUUGUUAAUGUUAUUAGCAUAUCUUUGUGCUUUAUUAUCCUGGUGACAGUUACCGUUCAAUGUAGGCUGUGACUUGCGCUGCUUUUUUAGAGCACUUGGCAAAUCCGAAAUGCUUCUAGCUGUAUUUGUAUGCACUUAUUUUAAAAAGAAAAAAAAAAAAGCCAAAUACAUUUUCUGACAUUGUAAGAUUGCCUUACUGUCUGUUAUUCCUUACUGCUGGCCCCUCUCUCAGGCCGGAGGCCAGUUGGUGGAGAAGGAAAUGGAAUGAGCGAAGGGGGCACUGUUGUGAAGUGGGCAGCAUGCCACUGAGAAAUGUCACCAAGUUUACCCCAAAACAUUGUCCUCUCAGAGUAGCAGGAAAACAGAUCUUUCUCUGUUUUGUUCUUACAGUUCAGUUGUUGGGAUAGUGAUGACUGCCUGAGAGUUGCUGCUGAGAGAUUUUUUUGGACUGUGUGGUUUGGGGGAGGGGGGGAUUUUUCUUUUUUUUGAAAGGCAAAGUUGACCACUGUUCACUGCCCACGUGAUCAGUUGUAAGAUUACAACGCUGCAUGCUCGUUGGUUACAUAAUACACAAUUCAGUGACUGAAGGGCGGUGAUGAUGGAUGGUGGUGUGUGCAAGAUGGCACUGCCGUCUUUGAGCAGAGCCCGGCUCCGCAGCGUCACCUUGUCUUUUUAAAUACCCCAGAGCUCUGUUUGGUGGUGGUGGUGUUGUUUCCUUUGAAAAGAGUCACAAGAGAAGUUACAGUUCAGGUGAACUUGGAGAUUGUGGGAUUGGUUUCGUUUCUGUUUUGUGUUUCCUUUUGUUUUGUUUUUUAUCAUUUACCUGUAGUGCUAUUGCUGUUGGUACUAUCACCUACCCCUUGUUUCUAGUGAGUGCUAAAUACAGUAUGGUACAAUGACAGUAACAGCGCGUGGUGCUGCCGGGACUGCCCGUGGGCAUAUCAGUGACAGCCCAGAUGGGGGUGGAGGAAACCUGUAAUUUCCUUCUUACGUGUGUUUGAAAUACCAAGUGAAUAAUACUGUUCCUCUGGAAAAAAAAAAAAAAAUGAUAAACUAGUGAAAAUUAAAGAAAGGGUUUUAAUAAUAGGCAGGCCCCACCUCUCAAACUAUUCUUAGAAACCUUUUGUAAACUAAUUUCUUUUGAUUACUAUUUUGCAUCAGUAAAAUGAUUUUUUUAAACCAAUAAAUCAUCUGUUAUUAGAAAUAGUUGUCUCACAGUGAUACUGGUUUUUCUUUUGUGCUGUUACGAUUUAACAUUGACAGGAACACUAUUUUAAAUCCUUUUAUGUUCAGGUGUUUGUAACUUGGCCCUAUAAUUAGGCUGAAUCAUGGCUUCAAGGUCUACUACAACUUACGUGUAUCGUUUAUGACCCAGCUUCUAUUUUAAUUUGAAGAUAGAGAUUGUUACCCUCUUUGGAGUCUUUUUUAGUUACGUUUUUAUCUUUUUUAACUUGCUCAAAUACUUUUUAAUGGUCCGUUUAUUAACACUUGAAAAUCAGAUACUGCACCAAAUACAGUAUUUUUGUUGUAGUGUUUUUAAUGAGGGCACCUAUUAUUAAUGCUGUGCAAAUUCAUGUUACCGGUCAUUGUUAUAUUACAAACAGACUUGCAUGAUUAACCAGUUUGUUGUUACACUUUUUUUUUUUAAUUGGCGCAUCUAUGACUCAGAUCAGACUGGUUUCUCUUAUGUAAAUGCACACAUGCAGAAACACAGAGACAAUUUUACAUGCCCAUAAAGACGUGUGUAAAGAACUCAACUAUUAUGGUUUGUUGUAUAAAUGUGUAUCUAAGCACUUUAUUAUAAACUGGAAUUUGACCUCCUAGAUUUUACAAGUUGAUCAGUCAUUUGACCUAAUUCGUGGUAGCUAUCUGUAUGCUUUGCAGUCUCAAUACAGAUAAGCUUUCUAAAAAAGAUUAGUAAAGAACCAUCCUGCUGUUUUGAAUAAGUCUAUCCAGCUGUGGAAAAGACAACCUAUGGUUUCUCUGUGCUGGUGUUUAGGGAGCGGGGGAGAACAGGAAUAGCUUUAAAGGGCUGUGUGUUGAGGUUACUCCCAUUAAAAACUAAGGUCUGCAUGAGGCCGCCUGGCCCUUGGGUGGCCUUUGUGGAAGGCUUGCAGCUGUAAAAUGUUGAUCCGGGUUAUUUUUCUGGCAUUCUCUUAAGUUAAAAAGUUAACGCUGGGGCAUGGGUUUGAUCUUUUGUUGUACCUGAUGGCAGUGCAGACAUCCUCCACAGCUGGAUAAAAAUGUCAGAGAGCUACUUACUGUACAUGGGCAGUAUCCGAUUUCAGAUCCUAAAUAUUUCAGCUGUGCUUUUAAUACUCAAAAUAUUAGGGGAUGGGGUGUUGAAGCUUUCCCUUUUUUGCUUUAACAUUUAUAGAAUUUAACAGAUGUACUGUCUUUCAUGUGGCCUCACAUUAAAAGUUAUGAGAACGUACACAUGGUUUACAACUUUUACUAUAUACCUUUCCUUGGCCACCAAGUAUUUUUAAAGUGUGCCACCGUUUAACCUUUACUUUUUUUUUAAGUUGAAGGUGAUACUUUUUCUAUAUAUGAUGAAACUCAUGUCAGCUGAAGUGAGUGUAAUCUCAGAUACCAACAUUACUAUAUUUUAAAAUCACGCUAUGGAAAAAUCACCUGCAUUCUGUCAUGUGUCAGAUUUACAGUACCUUUUUUUUUCUUUAACUUUUAGCAUUAAAUAAAAAUAAAAUUGGGAGCACUGAA